CUGGCUCCUGGGGGAGGGCGACUCCUCCCGCAGCUCUGCCUUUACCUUCCCCUUAGGAAGGAGGGUAAUUUCUCUUCCAGGGGACUCUGGAGAUUGGCUGAGCGCGAGCGAGGAGGGUUCACCAGCAAAUCUCCAGAGUCUGCCGGAGAGCGCUCGCCCUCCUCCCCGGGCGUGGGGAUGGGGGAGGAGAAGAAGGAUGAUUUUAAAAGUCCCAAGAGGUUGUAAGAGAAAUGGAAUAAAUGACGUGAAGUGCAACAGACAGACUCCAAGAAGUACAGUCCUGUCCAGAGAGACAUCCAGUCAGGAGUUGUGAAGAGCCAGUACUUUUAGUGCAAGGAACAAAUAAAAUGCAUGCAUCAUGAAUGAAUCAGCCUCAAGUGCAAGUGGCCAGGAGUUUGAUGUAUUUAGUGUCAUGGACUGGAAGGAUGGCAUAGGCACUCUGCCAGGAAGUGAUUUAAAGUUCAGAGUGAAUGAGUUUGGAGCCCUGGAAGUCAUCACAGAUGAAACAGAGAUGGAAAGUGUUAAAAAGGCCACUGCUACUACUACCUGGAUGGUUCCAACUGCUCAAGAAGCCUUUUCAGAAAAGACCGGGAUUCCCCUAAAGUUGAAGGAAACUGCAAAAGUGGAUGGACAUAUUUUCUGUGAAAACUGUUAUCACUAUGGUACCACAGAAGAGUUUAUUCCUGAAGGAAAAUUUUGCAGCCAGAAAUGUGCACAUCAGGUCAAAAACAAAGGACCAAAGGAGGAUAAAGAUGAUUUGGAGUGCAAUGAGGAAGAUGACUCUAAAGGCACUCGGAAAAGAAAAACCAAAUUACCUUUGAAAGAAGAGUGCAAAGAAGAUGAGGAAGACAAAAGAGAGAAGGAUGAAAUGGAGGAGAAGCAUGAAGGAAGGAUACUGAGGGUAUCUCAGAGAGCCAGAAGAAAAAGAAAAGGCGAUACGGCAAUUUUAAAGCAACCUUUAUAUUCUAAAGGAAAGAAACCAUGGUGCUGGGCUUCAUAUUUGGAGGAAGAAAAGGCCGCAGCAGCACCCACUAAGCUUUUUAAAGAGUAUCAGUCCUUCCCAUAUGGUAAAAAUGGAUUCAAAGUAGGAAUGAAACUGGAAGGAGUGGAUCCUGAGCACCAAUCAAUUUACUGCGUUCUCACUGUGGCUGAGGUUUUAGGCUACAGGCUACGACUCCAUUUUGAUGAAUACUUGGAUUGUUAUGACUUCUGGGUGAAUGCUGAUUCUUCAGACAUUCAUCCAGUUGGAUGGUGCGAGAAAACAGGUCACAAACUUCACCCACCCAAAGGAUAUAAGGAAGAGGAAUUUAACUGGUCCUCAUAUCUUAAAACAUGUAAGGCUCAAGCUGCUCCUAAAUCUUUGUUUGAAAACCAAAACACGACAGUUAUUCCAUCAGGAUUUCGAGUGGGAAUGAAGCUUGAAGCUGUAGACAAAAAAAAUCCUACAUUCAUCUGUGUUGCUACGGUAACAGACAUGGUGGACAAUCGUUUCCUGGUUCAUUUUGAUAACUGGGAUGAGAGCUAUGACUAUUGGUGUGAGGCAGCCAGUCCACACAUUCAUCCUAUUGGGUGGUGCAAAGAACAUAGAAGAACUCUCAUCACCCCUCCAGAUUAUCCACAUGCCAAACAUUUCUCUUGGGAAAAAUAUUUGGAAGAAACCAGUUCUUUACCUGCACCUGCAAGAGCUUUUAAAGUGAAACCUUCUCAUGGAUUUCAAAAAAAUAUGAAACUUGAGGUAGUUGACAAGAGGAAUCCAGUACUUAUCAGAGUAGCAACUGUUGUAGACAUUGAUGACCACAGGAUAAAAGUGCACUUCGAUGGCUGGGACAAUAUUUAUGAUUAUUGGGCUGAUGCAGAGAGUCCUGAUAUCCAUCCUGCAGGCUGGUGUGCAAAAACUGGACACCCUCUUCAGCCUCCUCUUAGUCCCUGGGAAUUAGUGGAAGCUUUAGAACAUGGAGGAUGCCCUACUGCAGGAUGCAAAGGAGUUGGACACAUAAAACGAGCAAGACACAUUGGCCAUCACAGUGUUGUCAGCUGCCCAUAUUCUGAUGUCAACUUGAACAAAGAACGUAUCUUACCAGAUCGUUUAAGUGGAGAGAUGCCACUAGCCAGUCCAUCUGUGCCCAAGAACAGAAAGACAGACGCAAAUGAAAGAUCAACCUCUCCUGUAAUCAAUGACAGAAAAUGUCCUAGCCCUGGUCACACUGGCACCAAGUCUUCAGCUCCUAGUCGAUCAUCUGUGAAAUCUGUGUCAGACACAACAAAACAGGAAGAUAUAGAAAAUAAAUCUCCUUGCAAGGAGCUUCUAUUAUGUGAUGCCAAAGACAAAAAAUCUUCAAGAGGAGGGCAGCAAGCUAAGGACUCUGCUAAGAAGGAAGAGUGUGAAGAAGAGGAGACAGAAAAUGAGUUGUCAACUUUAAAUGAAACUAGAGACAUAGAAGAACCCAACUGCCAGAAGCCUCUUCUUCAGCCUGUUUUCUUGUCUUCCAAGUUCCAAAUCCCAUGCCUACCCUUGCGCUGGGAACAGCAGAGCAAGCUCCUUCCAAGCGUGGCUGGAAUUCCUGCCAGUAAAGUUUCCAAAUGGAGUACAGAUGAGGUGUCUGAAUUCAUACGGAGUUUACCAGGAUGUGAAGAACAUGGCAAGGUCUUCAAAGAUGAGCAAAUUGAUGGAGAAGCAUUUCUAUUAAUGACCCAAGCAGACAUAGUCAAGAUAAUGAGCAUUAAACUGGGACCGGCCUUAAAAAUCUUCAAUUCCAUUCUGAUGUUCAAAGCUGCAGAGAAAAACUCUCACAAUGAACUUUGAGUUUAAUGGAAAUUGUUUAGAAGCCAGUUUUCUCCACUGGAACUCAUGUUUUAUUCAAAGCACAAAGACUUGCUAGAAUUGUCAAGUAAGAACUCUAAGAAAUGAAGAAAAAUAAGCCAGCACUGGUGGACUAUUUAUACUCUGAGAGCCAGUACACCUUCUGGAAUGUGUGUGAGCUUUUAACAAGAUACUGUAUAAAAACUGCAUCAGCUAGUCUUAUUUGCCAUACUUAUGGCACUAAUUCUUUCCUGAACUGUUAUUAUUUCUAACUUUAUCCAGGCAUCAAGAAAACCUUCACUAAUUAUUUAUCCUAUAUUAAAACUAGGAAAAUGUUAAAUAUGAUCUAAGAAUUCAUGAGUUAUAUUUCACAUAUCCAUUUUCUUUUUCAAUAGCCUGCUAUAUAUUAUCAAAACAAAAUUGUUUAGCCAAAAAUUAGGCUACAAGUAGCCAGUUGAGACUGUUAAGGUUAAUUUUAAUUUUGUACCAUAGUUUAAAAUGCAAGGAUUUAUGCUACAUAAAUAACAUUUUGCUACACUGUAUAACUUUACAAUUUAUUAAAUUGUCAACUUGCUAGUAACAAAAGAAAACAUUUGGGGUUGAAAUUAGCUUUUUUUGAUAACUGAAUGUUUUUACGUUGGCACAAUACAAAAAAGUUGGGUGAGGUUUUCUUUUUUUUUUUCCCCACCAGCAUCUUUAGUGUAACUUACCAAAAGACCAAUAUAGAGAUGGCUGCAACUGAAAAAUAAAGCUUAACUUCCACAGAACUUCUUUGGUCAUGCUGCACCAUGGCACUCCCCUAGGGAGUCCACUAUGUUACAGCACAUGAAGGAACAUGUGUAUAUUGAAGUAAGAAUAUAAACAAAAAGGAGAGCCAUUUUCUAAAUCUGUACAAGCUGAUCUAUUGCAAUAAUGGAAAAGAGUGAAAUACUGAGACUGGGACCUCCAUAUAGGUUUCAUGCUCAUAAGCUUCUUGAAAGUCACCAUGAUUCAAGAAAAAGCUUUGCAGGUAAGGGGAAUUAUAGUGAGGAAGAAAGGAGAUAUUCAAAAGGAGUGUGGUCCUCACUAUGGAUUUCACCAGUUCAUUAGCAGGACUAAGGUGUCCUACAGCAGGCAUUUUGGAAAGAGACUAUUCUUCCUUGAAGGAUUGUUACAAGCAUUUGGCAGGUAAGGUGUUGCACUCAGUAUAUAAUUCACAAUAUAGAACAGAUGCACUUUAAGGUAGAGAAGGCCUACCUACCUAUACAUUAAGAACUGACCUGGAACAUUCCUGGUGAGAAUUUUCUUCACAGGAAGAGGGCUGACUUGUCAGCACAGUUAUCCCCAUGCAAUCUCUUAUUCCCAGUCUUGGAUGGGGGGAAAUGUUCAGCUUUUUCAUUCAAAACAAACAGAACAUUUCUAUCACAUACAAGUCUGGGAAAAUCUUCCUGUCAUUUUUCCUAAUUUCUCUUUUUGGGGGGUGGAAGUCCUUAAAGUUUUACAAGAGCUCCUUGUGCCACUUGCAGACCAGUUAAGUUACUGGUACCUGCCACAAUUCCAAGCAAAACAGUGUCAGUCUGAAGUAAGUUGCACUGCUCUAUUAGUCUCCUUCCAUAGCAUUGCAUAAAUAAUAUUUUUACAUUUUGUUCAAAAUUUGUACUCUUGAACUUCAGUCUUCUUGUAUCAACAAUACAAAAUAAAAUUUGAAUUGGAGAAGCUUAUGUUCAUUUACUUAAUACUCACAACUGAACUGUUCUAUAUGACAGUGUGAAUGCUAAAAUCAAAGCCUUAUUCAAUACAUAACAAAUGGGUUUUUUUCUCCUUUUCUUUAUCUUUAAUAAAAGGUUAAAAGGCUUUUAAUGGUGUUUGUGCAAUGGUAUUAAGCAGACUCUGUACUAAAUUCUGAAUCUUGUUUAACAUUGUUUAAAACAGUGUUUGGCAACUAAAGUGUUAAUAAAUAAGUAGAAACCGGCAUUUUGGGAUAGGAUAAAUUGUUUUUGAAGUUUGUUUUGAAAAUUUGAAAUGUUUUUAGCUUGUUGGAUUUGCAUUUUCUCUCAAACCUUUAAUGUUUUUGCUUUUAAAAAAAGUUUUUUAGGGGUUAUCUUUUAACAAAUAUUUUGGGAGGAUUGGGGAAUCUUAUUUUUGUCAUUUCUGUGUUUGAUCAUUUUAAAAUUUCAAUGAAAAGGCAUUUCAGAAAAAGAGAAAGUAGUUAAAUGCUGUGUUUUAAAAGUAUGCUAAAGCAGACUUUUACUUAACAAUUUGAGUAACUCCUCUUGUUAACAAAAUGCCAGCUUAAUUCUGAGUUGCUACUGCAUUAACUGUGAAUUAAAUCUCAGAGCAUCAGAACCC
This is a messenger RNA of Pelodiscus sinensis (Chinese soft-shelled turtle), 5128 nucleotides long. Lineage: Eukaryota; Metazoa; Chordata; Testudines; Trionychidae. The record is from RefSeq and is a predicted model, not a curated record.